Pieris macdunnoughi is the source of this 375-nucleotide messenger RNA. The record is from the annotation of a GenBank genome assembly. Lineage: Eukaryota; Metazoa; Arthropoda; Insecta; Lepidoptera; Pieridae.
AUGGAGCUAAAAUCGCCGAAAGCGAAGAAAAAGACGACAACAAAACUCGUCUCCUGGAAGAAACUGUUCAGCACACCCAUUCUGAUCCUAUUACUCCUCGGAUCGACCAGUUGUGACAUUGACAGUGACAUUGACGUUGACGCUGACGUCAGGCACACAGAUAAGCGUAUAGAUAGACGGGUCUUAAGUGAUAUUCGGUAUUUGAGGCGUAAUUUAAAUAAGGAUGUGUUGAAUUUUGUUAUGAAAGACGUAUUGAUUGAUGGCGAAGUGGAAAAUCGGAUACACUUUAAUGGUAUCACGGCGAAGGAGACUUUUGUUGGUGCAAAUGGGUAUGUAUUUAUUUAUUACGCUUCGUUUAAAACAAAUAAUACAUAA